Molecule: messenger RNA, 993 nt
Organism: Rhizoctonia solani
Lineage: Eukaryota; Fungi; Basidiomycota; Agaricomycetes; Cantharellales; Ceratobasidiaceae
Exons: 5
Coding region: 1-993 (330 amino acids)
Biological process (GO): maturation of 5.8S rRNA; regulation of gene expression
Cellular component (GO): nucleolus; exosome (RNase complex)
Molecular function (GO): DNA binding; RNA binding
Source: RefSeq, a predicted model, not a curated record
AUGACCGACCACCUAUCUGAGACUGUCGACGAUCUGGUUUCUUCUAUAGACGAGCUGGAAGAUGUACUUGCUCCCCUUUUAGGUGUACCAUUGUCGGACCUUAACAAGCAGUUAUCAUCACCUCUGGACCGAGCCAAACUUCAAGUAUGGUUAUCUUAUGUUUUGAAUGACCUUGUUUGGAUACAACUCAGAGCAAAAGGGUUCAACCCAAAUAAUCUGGGAGGUGGCGAGACGCAUGAUGUGGUUCCAGAACUAGACCGUGUCAAAUCGUAUUUCGCAAAAAUAAAAGAGGCCGAAAAUCCUGCCAAGCGAACUUUGGCCGUUGACGGAAAGGUUGCGAAUCGAUUCAUUAAGCAUGCACUUUCUUCUGCAAUAUCGCAAGAGAAUUUUGCAAAGCCAACUCAUACCCGUUUUGACGAAAGCGAUAAUGUUACCGUCGAAGCUCCGGCUGCAGGACCUUCCAAGACUGAAGUUGAAGCAUCUGACGAAAGCAGUAGUAGCGACGAGGAACCUGCGGCUGGUACUUGGAAAGCCAAGAAGCGCGAUCGUGAAGUGGCUCUUGCGGCAAACAAAGUUGACCAGGACUCGAGCGAUGACGAUGAUGAGCCGAUGGAAGGGUGGGAAGAACCCGAGAUGAUUUCCUCGAAAAUUGUCUCAAGCGACUGCCCAGACUCUUCAAAUGAGCUGUUGGGGAGGCAGAAGCGACCCAAAAUAGAUCCGUUUGCUGGCUAUGAUGGAACACCUUCCAAACCGAAUAAACCAGACACAGUAAUUCCUCCAUCCGAGCCCGAGUCAAGGGCUGAGCAUUCGGCCGGUGAAGACUCUGAUACAUCUUCUCCCUCCCCCUCCGUCGGGUCUGCUGCAUCGGCUUCCACAUCUACGUCUGGACAAAAGAAGACUCGUCGAACAAGAAGAGGGGGGCGACGCGGACGGGACAAUAAGCGUCAGAAUUUGGCGAGAGAGGCACUGGAAAGGGCCGCAGUGAAAAAGUGA